Molecule: messenger RNA, 5447 nt
Organism: Cyclopterus lumpus (lumpfish)
Lineage: Eukaryota; Metazoa; Chordata; Actinopteri; Perciformes; Cyclopteridae
Gene: rad54l2
Product: RAD54 like 2
Exons: 23
Coding region: 282-4856 (1524 amino acids)
Cellular component (GO): nucleus
Molecular function (GO): ATP-dependent chromatin remodeler activity; ATP hydrolysis activity; ATP binding
Source: RefSeq, a predicted model, not a curated record
CUGGUCCUCUCCUCAACUUCCUGUUGUCAGAACUAAGACCAAAACAUUAUUCACUAAAUCAGUCAAAUCAUAUUCAUAGUUGUAUUUAUUAGGUGCACCUUUAUUUUAAUUAAAUGCUGAUAACGAAUAUGUAAAUUGAUAACCCAUCGAACUAUAAAUGAUGACAACGGUGAAAUACAAAUUAUAUUAAAGAGAGGGUCCUUGAAGAGUACAGCCAAGCUGCAUUCAAGGGCUCCUGAUGAAGGUGUGUAGGUAAUACUUUGAGAGCCUUGUAAGACACCAUGUCUGAAGAGGCCAUUUCAGAAAGUGACCUGGAGUCCAGCCUUAACAGUGAAGAAGAGUGUUUGGAAAAUGAGGAGGAGGAGGAAGAAGACAACGAGGACAAUGAGGACAUGGAAGAAGUUGAGGAUGAAAAUGAUGGAGACGAUGAAGAAGAUGAUAGUGUUGAACGGCCUGCGAGUGCAGAGAGCAGGACAGACGCUGCUCAGGAUGGCAGGGACUCCACUUCAACUACCUCCGGGGAGCCAUCCCCAGAGUCUCCGUCUCAGCCUGCGGGAGCUGGAGGGAGCCCAUCCUCCAGGGCUCCCUCCAGACCUGCGUCUCGUUCUCAGCCUCCACCUAGCCCAGAAAACUCAAGCCAGAGCAAGCCACCUUCUAGCAAAACAAAAAAACAUAAAGCCUCGAAAUUAACCAAAUCUUCUAAGUCUUCAAAAGGCUCCAAGUCAUCUAAGCCUACACACAUGAGGAAGAAUAUCAGAAAGCUGCUGAAAGAGAAUCAGCUGGAGGCUGGGACCAAGGCUGCUCAACAGGAGGAGAUGGACAGGAGGAAGCGUUUGGAGCAGCAGAGGAAGGACUUCCCUACAGCAGCCUCAACUGUCCCAGACUCUCAGCUAGUCGACACUGAUUCAAUUUUAGGGGAAGUGUCUCACCUGGUCCCUGCUCUCCUGAGCCAGCAGGAUGUGAUCUGUCUGGAUAGCAGUGAUGAUGAUGAUGAUGAUGAAGAUGACAAAGUGGACCCUAAGCUGCCUGCACUUGCGAUUAGAGAUGAUAUAAUUGAGCUUAGUUCUGGGGAUGAGGACACCCUGCAGAUCAGCAGUGAGUCGACCGAUGAGGAUGCUGAUGGCGCCGCCUCAGAGGAGAGCAGCGGGGCACAUAUCAACGAUGCUAUGAAUCUGCCUGAUGCCCAGGGUCAAGUGCUGGUUAAUAUCAGCCACCCUGCAGAGGAGAAAGACAUUUACCUUGCUCCACAGCUGGCUAGGGCUGUCAAACCUCACCAGAUUGGGGGAAUCCGGUUUCUCUAUGAUAACCUCAUUGAAUCACUGGAGCGGUAUAAGACCAGCAGUGGCUUUGGCUGCAUUCUUGCUCACAGCAUGGGGUUGGGCAAGACACUGCAGGUCAUUUCCUUCACCGACAUCCUACUGAGGAAUACUGAGGCUCACACUAUGCUGGUCAUUGUUCCUGUGAACACACUUCAGAACUGGCUGACGGAGUUUAACCUCUGGCUCCCACCACAAGAAGCUCUUUCCCCUGACACUGAUCCGGCAGUCUCCACAGGCCGCACAUUCACAGUUCACAUUCUAAACGAUGAGCACAAAACGACGUUGGCCAGGGCCAAAGUUGUGGAGGAGUGGUCCAGAGAUGGAGGGGUGUUGCUGAUGGGUUAUGAGAUGUACCGUUUGCUGUCCAUGAAAAAGAGCUUUGUAAUGGGCAAGAAGAGGAAAUCAAAGAAGCCAGCAGGACCAAUCAUCAUUGAUCUGGAUGAAGAAGAUAGACAGCAGGAACUCAUGAAAGGUAUUGAAAGGGCCAUAGUGCGGCCUGGCCCAGAUGUGGUGAUAUGUGACGAAGGUCAUCGUAUUAAAAACUAUCAUGCAAGCACAUCACAGGCUCUGAAGAACAUCCGCUCCCGGCGCAGAGUCGUCCUGACCGGUUACCCGUUGCAGAACAACCUCAUUGAAUACUGGUGCAUGGUGGACUUUGUUAGGCCUGACUUUUUAGGCACACGCCAGGAAUUCAGCAACAUGUUUGAGCGUCCCAUUCUGAACGGGCAGUGCGUGGACAGCACUCCUCAAGAUGUCCGCUUGAUGCGCUACCGUAGCCACGUGCUGCACAGCCUGCUGGAAGGUUUUGUCCAGAGACGAGGUCAUGAUGUGCUGAGAGACCAGCUUCCCUCCAAGGACGAGCACGUGAUCUUGGUGCGGCUCUCUCCCAUUCAGAGGGCGCUGUAUACCGAGUUCAUGAAACGCUUUCGAGAAGCAGGGAACAGUGGCUGGCUUGGUCUAAACCCACUCAAAGCCUUUUGUGUGUGCUGCAAGAUCUGGAAUCACCCAGAUGUCCUCUAUGAAGCCCUGCAGAAGGAGAAUUCUGCCAACGAGCAGGACCUGGACCUCGAUGGCAUCACUCCAGCUAGUAACCCCCGCUGUCCUGCGCCGGGUGCUGGCCUAAAAGCCAAAGGGGCAGACUCAAGCAACAGCAAAGUCAACAACACCGUGCCACAACUCAAUGCCUCUCAGGAAAGAGCCAAUCAAGUCAUCACAUAUGACUGGGCAAAGGGCAUAAUGUCAAACUACCACACCGGAGUUCUGGAGAACUCUGCCAAGAUGAUUCUGCUCUUCCACUUGAUUGAUGAGAGUGUAAGAAAAAGAGACAAGAUGUUGAUCUUCAGUCAAAGUUUGACCACCCUGACGGUGAUGGAGGACUUCUUAUCAAAGAGACCGAUGCCGCCAGGCAUCGCCUCCUCUGACGCCCAGAGCCAAAACUGGGUUCGCAAUGUCAAUUACUACAGACUGGAUGGGAGUACAUCUGGCUCAGAAAGAGAGCGACUUAUAAAUCAGUUUAAUGACCCAGACAACCGCAAAACAUGGAUCUUCCUCCUUUCUACAAAAGCGGGCUGCUUGGGGGUAAAUCUGAUUGGGGCCAACCGUGUGGUUGUGUUUGAUGCCUCCUGGAACCCAUGUCAUGAUGCUCAGGCGGUGUGUAGGGUGUACCGCUAUGGUCAGAAGAAACCCUGCUACAUUUACCGCUUUGUCUGUGAUUUCACCUUGGAGAAAAAGAUUUACGACAGACAAGUCUCCAAACAGGGCAUGUCUGACCGUGUGGUUGAUGACCUGAACCCAGUGCUGAACUUCACUCGUAAGGAAGUGGACUCGCUGCUGCAUUUUGUAGAAGAGGAACCUGAAAGAAUUUCCCUGGAAUCCCAGGAUGAAUUUGAAAUUGUGAUGUAUCAAGCGUGUCAGCUUUACCCACACCUCAUCACCAGGUCUCCUUUUCCUCACGAGUCUCUGCUGGUGGAUCGGAAGGAGUCGAAACUGACCAAAGCAGAGAAGAGAGCCGCCAAGAAGAGCUAUGAGGAUGAGAAACGAGCCUCUGUGCCCUACUCGCGUCCAUCUUACGCCCCCUAUUACCCAACCAGUGACCAGACGCUCACAAACAUACCAGCAUUUAACCAACGCGGCUGCCCUCAUAUUUUCAGGCGUCCCAUGGCACGGCCAGAUGACAAGCCUGUGGCAAGUGUCAGGCCCAUCCAGUCAACCCCAAUCCCCAUGAUGCCUCGCCAGGUCGGCAUGGGCAUGGCUGGCUCGAGCUCUGCCGGCAGCCUGCCCGUCAACUUCCUGCAGAAAGCUGGAGUUUAUGUGCAGAGAAUUGUCACCACAACUGAUAUUGUAAUCCCAGGAGCCAACAGCUCAGCCGAUGUUCAAGCUCGAAUUAGUGCAGGAGAGAGCAUCCAUGUUAUCAGAGGAUCAAAAGGUACCUACAUUAGGACAAACGAUGGACGGAUUUUUGCUAUUCGAUCUGGAAAGAUCAGUAGGCCAGCAGUCGGGGGCUCUGCUGCUUCAAUGGACACCCAGGGUUCCCUGAUCCAUCCACUCAGUAAUGGCUGUUCAUCGCCUGUGGAUCAACAGCAGGGCUCCCCCAACGGGGAGCAGCGGCCCUCCUCUCCCUUAAGCUCUGAGAUUCUCAGAGAGCUCAGCCGCUACGCUUCAUCCACAGAUGAUGCCACCGCUGGCAUGGGGAAUGAAUUGCCAUCACCGUCAGAAAUGUUGGCUUUAACAGCAGGGAAUGAAGGCAAUUUGCAAAACAAUCAGACUGGUGAUCUCAAUAGGCAGCUCAGUGAUGACCUCUUGAGCUCGGCUUUAGAGAUGCGUGGCAGCAAGCGCCGGAGUACUGAAAUCCAGGGCAACGCACAAAUGGGAGGCAAGCGCACUUCUGCUGCAGCACGUUUCCCUGGACUGUCCAUGGGCUCCGGUGGGCUCAGUUUUUCCCCUGUUGGUCUGAACUCCUCCUCCCUACUGGGGAACCUAGGUCACAUGAGUCAUCCACUUCUGAUGGGUGGUAGCAGUGGAUCGUCAUUCCUUCAGACAACAGGACAAACCCUGGCUGACCUACAGACCAUGUUCCCCUCUGCAGGCUCAGACCUACUAAGACAGUCUGCCACAGGAAACGGACACCUUCCCACCCCCUCUUCAUCCGCUAUGUCAACUGGUUUCUCCUCAGCUUCCACCACCAUCCCUAUGGCAUCAACACCCUCGGCAGCCACUUCUUCCUCCCUGGUGUCCGGGUCUCUGCCUCCGUACCUGAUGAAUCCCAACAUGGCUGGACUGCUUUCAUCGGGUUUCCCCCUCAACUACAGUCAGUCGCUGCUCUCUGAGUCGAGGAUGUUUCCUACCCCUCUCCUCUCUGGGUCAGGGGGAUUCCCCACGCCUAACUCCAGCUCUACUACAUCCAGUUUCCUCUCCCAUUUCAACAAUCCCACUUCCAGUCUGUUGGGAGCAGCUCUGACUCAGCCGGACAUGCAUCAGAGUACAGAGAACGGCGGCAGCAGUUCUGAUGACGACGUUAUAGAGGUGACGGGGCAGUAGAGAGUCAGUUUCACAGAGUUUUAUCAAUCAUGGCAAACAUAAAUUAGGGAUGGGAAUGAUUACACUGUUACGAAAUGAACUAAAUGGAUUCUGUUACAGUAUCUACUCAAACCUAUAAACUUAUGAUUGAUGGUUAGAUGCAUUGUGAUAUUCUGAAUAUGUGAGCACAUCAGAAUGCAAGUAGACAUGAAAGGGAAAAAAGUGGACUACGUAACUAAACAAUCACCUUUUUAAUUAGGAUGAAGUUAGAAAGAACUAUUCAGUUAAAUGUGUUUUGGCCUUGCUGUUCAUUAACUUAGCUGCAUUCCCAUUCCUAAUGGUCUCAUUAAACUACACAGACACACACAUACUCUCACCUGCAAAUGAGAGAAUCUACUUGUACCUUAAUGACUUUACAAAGUAAGAGUAACACAUCCUUAUGCUGAAUAUCCCAGAAUUGUUGAACUGGAGCAUCAGAGCAGUCGGAACAGACAACUGUCGUUCGGUGACCAGCUGAAUCUUUCGGGCGCACACUGUUCUACUUUGAAGCACGGCCUCUUAGUGCUGUUAGUUGUAUUUCCCCUGAAUUCAAAUAGAAUAAUGUGAUAACUC